AUGAUGUGUGGAUGGGAUGCCCCUGGCUAUAGGCCGCCCAGUCGCGGGUGCGUCCUACAACCCUCUACGUCCAAAGAAGUCUCCGCCAUUCUGCGUCAUUGCCACGAUCGGAGGAUUGCUGUUGUUCCACAGGCAGGAAACACCGGGCUAGUCGGCGCCAGUAUCCCAGUCCACGACGAAGUCGUACUCUCCGUGAGGAAGAUGGACAAACACUUUAAAUUUGACGAUCAUACAGGUGUCCUUUCCUGUGACGCCGGCCACAUUCUUGAGGAGCUGGAGAACAAGCUGGCCAAGUGGAACUACAUGAUGCCGUUUGAUCUGGGGGCCAAGGGUUCCUGCCUGAUCGGGGGUAACCUGGCUACUUGCGCCGGCGGUAUCCGGCUGCUUCGCUACGGUAGUCUACACGCUCAUGUGCUUGGCUUGACAGUGGUCUGCCCAGAUUCCAAGGGAUCGAUCCUAGAGCUUGGCAGCGCCAACACGUCCAAUGACUGCCGCAAAAUUCCGCGCAUCGCCAAGGAAAAGUUGGGCGAGAUUCUGUCGUCUUUUGAGAUGAUGGACAGGGGGACGAUGGGGGUUUUGAAGGCGCAAUCCCACGAAGAAGCUCGUCUAAUGUGGCGGCUCCGGGAAUCGGCUACCAUUGCUUUGACGAUGGAUGGCCAAGGCAAACGGCACGAUGUCUCGCUGCCACUUGAUCAUUUCUAUCGACUGACUGAAGAGGUCCAAAAGCGUGUGGGCAACGUCGCGAAACGGGUGGUGACGUACGGGCAUAUGGGAGAUGGGAAUAGCCAUCUGAAUUUGACGUCGACCAAGGAGAAAGCGGAGGAGUUGUAUCAAGUG
This is a messenger RNA of Mesorhabditis spiculigera, 837 nucleotides long. Lineage: Eukaryota; Metazoa; Nematoda; Chromadorea; Rhabditida; Rhabditidae. The record is from the annotation of a GenBank genome assembly.